AUGAUGCGCCACCCGCAGACAGGGGAGUUCCUGUGGGACGAGGAGCGCCAGGGCUACAUGCUGGCCGGGUUCUUCUACGGCUACGCCCUGGGGCAGCUGCCGGGCGGCAUCCUGGCAGAGAGGUUCGGCGGCAAGCUGGUGUUCGGUCUGGGCACCUUCCUCACCGGGGUCCUCACCAUCGUCAGCCCGUUCGCCGUCUGGCUGCAAGAGGACCUGUUUUUUGUUGUACGCCUGUUGGAAGGCCUUGCCGAGGGUGUGACUUUUCCAGCUAUCCAAUAUAUGAUCUCCAAGUGGUCGCCGCCGGAAGAGAGAAGUCGUUUCUCCAUGAUAUUUUCAGGCAGCUACCUCGGCUUGAGUAUUUGCCUGCCCGUGUCCGGCCUGUUGUGCGACUCUAACCUGGCCGGCGGCUGGCCGCUAGUCUUCUACGUGUUCGGCGCCAUCACCGUGCUGUGGUACGUGCCGUGGCUCCUGCUGGUCUACGACUCGCCCGCAGACCAUCCAUGGAUCUCGGAAGAGGAGCGCCGCUACAUCGAGGCCUCAGUCGGCGCGGACAAGCUGCAGGGCCAGCGGAAGAGGCCACCAGUGCCGUGGUGCUCCAUUUUCAAGUGCCCCGGAGUGUGGGCGUGCGCCAUGAUGCACGUGGGCAUCGGUUGGAACUUCUUCGGCCAGAUCACCUACCUGCCCACCUACAUGGCGGCCAUCCUCAGGUUCCCCAUCCGCAGCAACGCAGCUCUGUCGGCACUGCCUUACGUGGUCGGCGGAGUGGCGAGUGUGUUAUCCAGCAUCAUCCUGGACGUGAUCAUCAAGAGAGGCCUGGUGACGCCUCUCUCCGGCUACAAAAUCUUCAACGGCCUCACGGGCGCCGGAGCGGCGUUGACGCUGCUGCUGCUGCCUCGUGCCGGUUGCGACCGCAUGCUGGCCGUGGGGCUGCUGUCGCUGAACGGACUGUGCCUGGGCGCGCAGUAUGCCGGAAACGGCUCCAACCUGCUGGUGCUCGCACCUAACUUUUCCGGAUCGCUGUACGGCAUCUCCAACACAUUUGCCAACGUCGCUGGUAUCCUCGCGCCAUACGCCGUCGGCUACCUCACCAAUGGAAACCAAACGAGGGGUCAGUGGGACAUCAUGUUCCUCAUCUCUGCCGGCGUGGGCCUGGUCACGUUCCUGCUGUACUUGGUGCUGGCCACCGACAAGGAGCAGCCCUGGAACAGGCCUGGAGAAGAAGCGUGUCAUAUUCCAGAGACCCCAGAAUCCUAUAAGAAGUUCGACGAGGGCCACGUCAACGAUGCGUUUGAGAAAGAACACUCGGUGUACAUCUGAAAUGCAGCUGUUAGCUGUGUUGGAC
Schistocerca americana (American grasshopper) is the source of this 1342-nucleotide messenger RNA. Its product is annotated as putative inorganic phosphate cotransporter. Gene Ontology annotation, molecular function: transmembrane transporter activity. The record is from RefSeq and is a predicted model, not a curated record. The coding region runs from base 1 to 1317 and encodes 438 amino acids. Gene Ontology annotation, biological process: monoatomic anion transport; transmembrane transport. NCBI's taxonomy places the organism in Eukaryota, Metazoa, Arthropoda, Insecta, Orthoptera, Acrididae. The transcript is spliced from 8 exons.